UCGGACCGUCACGACGCGCCGCGAGCACCGUAGCUUCUCUAAUUAUACACGCCAGUGCUAGCCCACUACCUCUCAUACCCGAUGACCCACUGACAGUGAAUUGUGUUCUCAUACCGCUUGUUAAAAGUGACCACGUCCAUGAUCCGGCAAACGUACAAACUAUACCAAUCAUAAUAUGACAAAUAUUUUAUAAUUUAAAACUAAAUUCGUAUAAUAUUCUUCCAUAAGUAUUUGUGAAAUCUCAGUGUAAAAUAACUUUAUAUUUACAACAAUAGAUUAAAAAUCAAACGGUGUUUAAAAAGUGCACAGAAAAAUGACAGUGUAUUAAUCGCGUUUAUUCUCGCCAUAGACAAUUAAAUCAAUAGUAAUAUAAAAUAUCAUAAUGUCGUCGCGUACUGGUCAACGUGGUACAUCGGUGGCGACCAGUCAGAGGAAGUACCGCUCCCGGUCUGCCCCGCGGUACGACAUGGAGAAGAAGGCAAAGAAAAAGGAUUUACGCACAUCAGGGACUAACAGCCUGGUAUCGAUACCCAACAGCAUGAAACUCAUCAUGCUCAACAGUGGCCUCAUCUCAUUUGACCGAGUGACGUUUAGACCAGAGCUGGAUGAUAACGGAUCAAUAUCGGAAACAAUACCGGAUCGCCCAGUCGAGUUGAAGAACUUCCCGAAGCUUUGCGAGCAAAGAAGAAAAUUUCCAGUUCUUUACAAAUUAGAAUUUCAGAUGGCAGUGAAGGUGGAAACGCAUGCUUGUCGACAUGCAGCAAAGAAAACAAAUUUACAUAAAAAUCAAAACCAGAAAGUAUUACCUUACGAUUACAACAGAGUGGUACUGGAUACGGUGGACAGGGAACCAGAUUCUGAUUACAUCAACGCUUCCUACAUAGAUAGUAUAUUAAAGCCAAACGCGUACAUAGUAACCCAGGGGCCAACCGAGGAGACUGUGGUAGAUUUCUGGCGUAUGAUUUGGCAGGAACGUGCAGCUGCCAUUGUCAUGUUGACUAAAACUUUCGAUUUUAUAAAGGUCAUGUGUGUUCAGUACUGGCCACCAAAUAAAGAAAAAGACGAAACCUAUGGGGACAUCAGCGUUGGAAUCGUUCAAGAAGAAGAACUUGCCAACUUCCACAUUCGCACAUUCAGACUGUAUAAAAGUGAAAAGAAUGUUGUGGUUGAGGAGCGCUUCAUUCUGCAGUUUCAUUACACGCAGUGGCAUUCCCAUACCUGUCCCUUCAGCAACGCCCUACUUGAGUUCAGGCGCCGCGUCCGUGCCGUGGUGGGACGCCGGUUAGCGACUAACCCCGCCGCCGGACCAAUGGUGGUGCACUGCAAUGACGGCGGAGGACGAUCAGGCGUAUACUUAGCCAUAGAUGCUAAUCUAGAACUUGCAGAAGAAGAAGACAGCUUUGAUGUUUACGGAUAUUUAAAGAAGCUAAGAAAAUCUCGGAAGGGACUUAUAGAAAAUGAGGAACAAUACAAAUUUGUUUACGAUACAUUGGAGGAGCAUGUUGUUUGCGGAAUUUCAUGGUUUCCAGUUUCGGAACUUUCACAACGACUGAAGCAGAAAUCUCAAAGGGAUUCAGUCACUAAAUUGAAUGAAUACCAAAAAGAGUAUCAGCAGAUUUGCAAACAGACUCCUCGGUUCACGAUUGGCGACUGUGCCGGCGGACAUCGGGGAGACAACAGGGAGAAAAACCGAGAUGUCUUAGUCGUACCACCUGAUAAUUUUCGUCCGUACUUGACAUCCUUUCAGGGGAAUAGUUUCACAGAUUACAUCAACGCAGUAUUCGUAGACGGUUACACGAAGCCUCGUGAAUACAUAGUUACCGAAUGGCCAUUAAUAAGAACUCAAGGAGAGUUUUGGUCCUUAGUGUAUGAUUACGAAUGCGCGGCUGUUGUCGUAUUGUGUGUUCCUCCGAAAAAUUCGCAACAGUAUCCCCCGUUUUGGCCAGAAGGACGCCAUUCUAAGAAGUACGGUCCAGUGUUCACUAUCGACCAUGUUUCUCAUAAUCAUUACACCAACAUCAAAACCUGGAUAUUUAGAAUUAACAAAAAGAUAGUAUCGCUCACGGAGCUGAUGGCCGGUGUGAAGGCGCCGCCGAAGACCGUACAGUUGUUCCAACUGACAUGCUGGCCGAUGGGUCAUAAGGUGCCCUCCUCUACCAACUCGCUGGUCGAGCUCAUGAACAUGGUAGAGCGCUGGCGGCAGCGCACCGAUUACGGACCCGUCUGCGUUGUCUCGCCAGAUGGUAGGAGUCGCGCGGGGGUGUACUGCGCGGCGAACGCCUGCAUCGAACAAGUCAUUCAACACGGCGAAGUUGAUGUGUUCCAGGCCGUCAAAACUGUACGCCGACAUCGACCGCAACUCGUCGAGAACAUGACCGAAUACAAAUACUGCUAUGAUCUCGUGCUGCAUUACGUGCUGCAUUACUUAAAUAAGGACAUGAAUGAAAAAAAGUGAGAGUGUGAAUUAAAGG
Papilio xuthus (Asian swallowtail) is the source of this 2471-nucleotide messenger RNA. RefSeq names its product protein tyrosine phosphatase 36E (gene Ptp36E). NCBI's taxonomy places the organism in Eukaryota, Metazoa, Arthropoda, Insecta, Lepidoptera, Papilionidae. Bases 383 to 2455 code for a protein of 690 amino acids. Gene Ontology annotation, molecular function: protein tyrosine phosphatase activity. Gene Ontology annotation, biological process: protein dephosphorylation. The transcript has 17 exons. The record is from RefSeq and is a predicted model, not a curated record.